CGCGCUAGUGGCUAUUUAUUGAACGCUUCUUGGUAAUAAGAGUCGGGGAGAUCUUAAGAAUUUAUGGAAGAUAUUCUGGAGGAGAGAAAUGUAAACGACGUUAAUUUCGAUAUCAAGGAUAAUUCGCACGUUUAAUGUUUGAUGAUUAAUUUUGGAGGGAGAGCCAAUCGAGAGGAUCACCUGCAGUGAAGCUUCGGGAUAAGAAUUUCCUAUUUAUUGAAGCACCGUUGAUUGCAACACAUCCAUCCAAAUGGCUUCCGAACAGAAGGAGAGGCCAGGCCUAUGUUCUCGGAUCCGCGAAGCGCUCCGGAGCGUGACGGUGGAGCCGCUGAUGCUGCUGGACGGCGUGGCCUUCUCCAGCAUGCACGUGUACAUAGAGAACCUGCAGAUGGAGCGCGUGUGCCGCGUCUCCGCCGGCCUCGGCGCCGAGGUGUGCGGCGCCCUCAAGGCGCACCCGCAGGCCAGCGUGGAGGUGCAGCGGCGCUUCAGCGUGUUCGCCUUCUACAACGGCGUGAUCGCGGCGGCGCUGCCCCUCUUCUUCAUCCUGUUCAUGGGCGCCUGGAGCGACAAGUACGGGCGCAAGGUGCCGCUGGCGGCGGUGCAGCUGGGCCACUGCCUGCACGCGGCCGGCUACCUGCUGGUGGCGCUGGCGCCGUCGUGGCCCCCCGAGAUCCUCCUGCUGGUGACGCUGCUGGACACUCUGGGGGGCGGCGCCGUGUCCUUCCUGACGGCCGCCAACGCCUACGUGGGCGACGUGUCGAGCGAGGAGGCGCGCACGUCGAGGGUCGGUCUGGCCAACAGCCUGUGGUUCCUGGGCGGCCCCAUCGGCACGCUGAUGGGCACCUACAUCUACUCGUACGGCGGCUACCUGUACCUGUUCGCGACGUCGCUGGCGCUGUCGGCGCUGGCGGUGACCUACGUGAUCGUGUUCCUGCCGGAGAGCCACGGGCCCUUCGCCAGGCGGCCCGCGGCGCAGAGUCCCCCGCCGAAGGAGCUGGAGGCGACGGAGAGCGAGGUCGACGGGCGGGGGGCGAGGCCCGCCGCCGCCGCAGACGCCGCCGAGGCAGGGGCGACCGCUGCCCAGAUGGCCAGGGACUUCUUCAGCCCCCGCCGGAUCGUCGACAGCUUCAGGUCGACCCUGAGGCGGCGGGAAGGGAACACGAGGGCCCUCAUCCUCGUGCUGAUCUUCACCAGCCUCCUCAGAAGGGUGACGCGCUCACCCUACGUGUUUGCUUUCACACGCCACGUGUUGGGUUGGGAAGCCGUCGAUUACAGCCUCUGGGUCACCUACAAGAACUUAAUUGCUACUACAGGGUCCCUAGUUGCCGUGCCCCUGCUGAGUGGACGCCUAGGAGUGUCUGACAACGUGCUGGCGAUGGUGGGGGCCACGUCGGGCAUCGUCGAAUAUACCACGUACGGCUUCGUCUCCGAAGAACAGCCUCUCCUCAUCUGGAUUGCACCUAGCGCAGCGCUCCUCCUGAACUCCUGCACCAUCGCCCAGCGCUCUAUGCUGACGAAGUUCGUCCCGAGCGAUGAAGUCGGCAAAGUGUCCGCUGUCCUGGGCGCCCUGGACGGCCUGAUGCCCAUGGUGAACUCCGCCCUCUACACCGCCGUCUACCACGCCACCGUCAGCGUGUUCCCGGCGGCGCAUUUCUUCCUCGGGGCCUCAGCGAGUGCUCUUAUGAUGGUCUUCUUCUGCAUCAUCAUCACGAGUGACAAGUCUCGAGAGUAUGACGUGGAGAGCGCCAAGGCCGCCGACCCUUCAGGACCCGUCAUCAACAAGACAUUCGUCAGGAGGACCGACUCCCGCUGGCUUGCUACCGACGGAGGUGCUCUGCCUGACUUGCCGCUCGAAGCUGUUCCUCGCAGACCAAGCAUGAAGGAGAGUCACCUGAUCUGCAUCGUGGAGAAGCAGCAGCAGCAGGUGAACUAUCGGCCAGGUGAAGGCAAGGAAACACGGGAGAACGAAGCCCCACUCAGUCUGCCCAAGAAGGUCACACAUGCGAUCAAAUCGCUUGCCAAGAAGGUUUUCAGGUCCUAAGGAGGAUGGGAUUCCCUUCAUGCGAUUGUCUCCUUCGUCAUCUUGGAAUUUCUGCAUCAGACUCUGCGAACAUUCCUUCGCAAAAUUGCUGUGUCUGAAGUCGUUAUCGAACGGUGAGCAAUUCUUGCGAUGUCUUCUUCAUGAACUUAUAAUUCCACGUAAUUUAUAAGUUAUAUGCGAUUGGGAUUUAGUCCUUUGUCACUCAAGAGCUAGAUCCUCGCUACUUAUUGUGAUACUUAUUGUGAUAUAUUCCCAAAGGGAAUUUUGUAAGUAGGUUCUGAUACCAUGAAUCCUUAGGCGUCUCUCUGUGAUAUGUAAAUCGUCUCUUAUUUAAUACUCGAAUUAUGUUUGUAUUUAUUUAAUACUUUAUUUAUGGCUGU
Molecule: messenger RNA, 2421 nt
Organism: Penaeus chinensis
Lineage: Eukaryota; Metazoa; Arthropoda; Malacostraca; Decapoda; Penaeidae
Exons: 6
Coding region: 251-2041 (596 amino acids)
Biological process (GO): transmembrane transport
Cellular component (GO): membrane
Molecular function (GO): transmembrane transporter activity
Source: RefSeq, a predicted model, not a curated record